Fonsecaea multimorphosa CBS 102226 is the source of this 861-nucleotide messenger RNA. RefSeq lists its product as uncharacterized. The transcript has a single exon. The coding region runs from base 1 to 861 and encodes 286 amino acids. NCBI's taxonomy places the organism in Eukaryota, Fungi, Ascomycota, Eurotiomycetes, Chaetothyriales, Herpotrichiellaceae. The record is from RefSeq and is a predicted model, not a curated record.
AUGUACAAACGAAUCAUUGAGGACGCUUCAGACACCGAGUACAGCCGAAGUUACACAGUGAAAAGCGAAGAAUCGUCCCCAACCUACACCCAGGCUAUGUCGGGGGUCCCUUUAAGCCAAAAGCUCGGUUCCAGUCACACGAAGUUCUUUGCAUCUGCGAAGGCCUUUCGAAAUUACCUCCAUCGCCAGGAAGAGGAUCCCGCUCACCACCACGCAACAUACACCCUGUACGCCGCGAAUCAAGGAAGAUGGGAGGAGGUUGCCACCUUCCUCCUUGAUAACAUCUACGAUGAUCAACACCCCCUGCUGACUGAUGGUGAAGCCCUUUCCCCUCUUUAUCAAUUACUCCUUAACAACCGCUACUUUGAACGAAGAUGGGUUAUCCAAGAACCACUAUUGGCAAGCUCCGUGACUCUGUGCUGCGAAGGUUACAUGCUUCCUCUUAGCCUUUUAAGGGAUGCGCGAGGAAAGUGGGAAUCUCGAUUCGCGGCGUCUCCUAUGCGCCGAUUUCUCCAAGCCCGGCGGACAGGUGUUGAUACACACAUGUCGCUGGCAGACUUACUUUACACACACGAGACCGCAGAGUGCUCGGAAGCUCGCGACAAGGUGUAUGCGAUUUUAUCCCUUUCCAAGGCUGCCAAAGACCAUCUGGUCGUCGACUACGACCGCGAUAUCGUGGAGGUGCUGACCGAUGUGGUCGGAGUGAGUCUCGAGCAUGAAGACAUGCCGCCAACCCAAGCAUUGAGCUUUGCUUGCUUCCUGCGACACCAUCUGCGGAUCGAGAAAUCGCAAAUCCUGACAUUUUCAACGCCGGUCAAUAGCAUGCAAAACUGGAAGAUCAGGCUACAAGCCGUGGUCUAG